AUGUCUAUCCCUGUCGAGGACAGACGUGUCGAAGAGCUUAGUGUCAUAGGGGACUCUAAGCCGAUCGGAAUACACCAUGAGCGUGCCCAGAUGCUCGCUGACCUACGCGAUCCGGAUGAAGGGAAGUCGGAUGAGGAGCGAGCCUCUAUUGAUCGCAAGCUACUUUGGAGGGUUGACUUGUACCUCAUUCCGUGGCUCAGCUUGCUUUAUCUCCUCUCCUUCCUCGACCGAACGAAUAUUGGAAACGCCCGCCUCGCCGGCAUGGAAAUCGACCUCGGAAUGUCCGGCACGGACUAUAACAUGUCUUUGACUAUAUUCUUCGUCAGCUAUGCUGUGUUUGAGCCGCUUACCAACACGCUGCUGAAGAGGUUUACGCCCCGGCUCUUCUUCACGGCAAUCAUUGUCGUCUGGGGACUGACUAUGACCCUCAUGGGCCUUGUCACCAACUUUAAAGGUUUGCUUGUCGCCCGUUGGUUCCUUGGCGUUGCCGAAGCUGGCCUUUUUCCAGGCGUGAGCUACUAUCUUUCCUGUUGGUACAAAGGCUCAGAGAUCGGCAUCCGCACCGCCAUCUUUUUCUCCGCUGCUGCCAUGGCCGGUUCCUUCGGCGGUCUUCUGGCAGCCGCUAUAGCGAAGAUGGAUGGCCUCGGAGGGAAGCCAGGCUGGGCAUGGAUCUUCAUUCUCGAGGGUAUUGCCACGAUAAUUGUCGGCAUGUUCUGCUGGUGGAUGGUCUUUGACUGGCCUGAGACUGCUCGCUUCUUGAACGACGAUGAUCGUAUCCGAGUCCAGCGCCGGAUUAUUGCCGACAAGCAGGGCCGUACUGCCGAGGACUUCGAUAAGAGACACAUCUACGAAGCUCUUAAGGAUUGGAAGACAUACCUCUACAUGGCCAUCUACAUGGGUUGCCUUGUGCCUCUUUAUGCAUUCUCGCUGUUCUUGCCGACCAUCCUCCGCGGCAUGGGCUACCAUGGAACACACGCUCAACUCCUCAGCGUCCCACCCUACGCCGUUGCUGCUGUGUGCACCAUCAGCAUCGGUGCCUUUGCGGACAAGACCCGAUGGCGAGGAUACUGCAACAUGGGCGCUGUGUUGAUCGGAAUUGCUGGUUUCGUCAUGAUGCUCGCCACGUCGAACCCAAAGGUGCAGUACGUCGGCACAUUCUUCGGGGCGGUGGGCAUUUAUCCAACUAUUCCAAACACCCUCUCUUGGGUCGUCAACAAUACCGAGGGCUCCCUGAAGCGUGCCGUUGUUCUUGGCGUGGUAGUCGGCUGGGGUAACCUGAACGGUAUUGUCUCAUCCAAUAUCUAUCUUGUGCGAGAGUCGCCCCGGUUCUGGACGGGCCAUGGUGUGGUUCUGGGCUUUCAGGCCAUUUUCUUGCUGGGAGGGUCGAUUCUCAUGCAUAUUGCCCUUAGGUUCCAGAACAAGUACCGGAGCCAGGGCAGAAUGGAUGCUAAAUGGCAGGAAAUGUCUGAGGAGCAGCAAUGGGUUGCUGGUGAUAAGAGGCCCGACUUCAAGUAUACACUUUAGGCCGCUAUUCAGGCAUCGUGUAUUGUUAACUAUAAGUUGGUGCUCCGGCACAGGCUAUCGCCAUCAAGAUGAGACGG
Messenger RNA from Ilyonectria robusta, 1601 nucleotides. Its product is annotated as major facilitator superfamily domain-containing protein. The coding region runs from base 1 to 1524 and encodes 507 amino acids. Lineage: Eukaryota; Fungi; Ascomycota; Sordariomycetes; Hypocreales; Nectriaceae. Gene Ontology annotation, biological process: transmembrane transport. The record is from RefSeq and is a predicted model, not a curated record. Gene Ontology annotation, molecular function: transmembrane transporter activity. Gene Ontology annotation, cellular component: membrane. The transcript is spliced from 4 exons.